Messenger RNA from Ictalurus punctatus (channel catfish), 949 nucleotides. RefSeq lists its product as uncharacterized. Bases 1 to 816 code for a protein of 271 amino acids. Gene Ontology annotation, biological process: cellular response to gamma radiation; intrinsic apoptotic signaling pathway in response to DNA damage by p53 class mediator. The transcript has 5 exons. The record is from RefSeq and is a predicted model, not a curated record. Lineage: Eukaryota; Metazoa; Chordata; Actinopteri; Siluriformes; Ictaluridae.
AUGCGGGAGGUCAAAGAAAAGUCAAAAGAUCCUGCCAUAAAAAUUGAGACUCAAUCUUUAGCAGAGGAUGACAUCCUCAACAGCAUUGAAAAUAAAGAGAAAACCUGCGGCCGGCGGUGUAGGGAAGGUGCGCCAAAAAAGAAAAGAAAAGAAAAGAAAACGUCUUUGCUGUCUGACGCCGCAAAGUGUGCUGAAAUAACGGAUUUAUUUAAGCAGUGUGCAGGUGGUGAUGAGGACAGUGGCAAAGAGGCAGAAAUAUCAAAGUGGAGUGAGCAGGAAGCAGAAACAGCCUCGCUCUUGUGGCAAAGUGCACACUCUGCAGUUAAGAGCCUGUGUGAUGAUGCUCACUUCUAUCUGGUUUCCCUCUUCGGACAACAGACAGUCAGUACAUUGUUGAAGACCACAGAGGAUGGCAUAAAAGAGAUAUCACAGGCUGUGGCUCAUGCUUUGAAUACAGUGGAAUUGUACAUCACAGAACUUCUGCAUGCCGCCGGAAUUGAUGCCAAACUUCAGAAGCUCUUCACCCCUGAAGGUGUGGUCCUUGCGGGUCAGUGGGGCUUUCUGGCUGUGCCUCGAUACUGGCUGCUGUUUGCAGGUGUAAUAGCAUUGUUUCCACUGAAGUUCAUCUUUGUCAUUGGCACAGUACUCAAGUGUGUAUACUGGCUGCUGUCUUUGGCAGUUUGCCUGUUUGCUGGUGCUAUUAGACUAGCUUUGUUUCCUCUGAAAUUCAUCUUUACCAUUGUCAAGAUAUUCAAGAAGGUCAGGAAGCUGGCAAGACCACUGAGCGAGAUAAGGAGGAAGAGAAAACAAAAAUGAGAGCAACUAAAACUAAAUAAGCAAUGGGGCUAGAGCUGGAAAACACUGAUUCAUGCUUGGAGGCUAACUGCAUUUUGUUGUCUCUGAACAUGUACACUGCACAAUGACAAUAAAGUUGAAUCUGAAUCUACAA